AUGGCGCUGAAAAGCAUCAACAUCAGCGGCAACUUCGACUGGUGCCCCUUUAAGGAGCACAAGAACUACCUGACCUGUUUCACCUCGCACAACCUCCUCUACUCCAACGGAAGCAACCUAAACAACUACGUGUACCUGCUGGAUAUUAACCUAAAUAGCGAUGGUAGAAACUUAGAAAUAGUGAGUAAGCUAAACUUUGAGGAGGCACUGAAAAGUGAAAAAAGUGGAAAGAAGAAAGGUACCAAUGAGUAUGUGACUAGCUUCGAAUGGAUAAACAGUAGUAACUUCCUCGAGUCGGAAGGUGAAUAUGAGUUGCGGAAGGGAAUAAUAGUUGGUGGACUAACCAAUGGAGAUGUAAUUCUAUUGAAUGCACAAAAUUUGUUUGCAGAAAAACCAACCCACGAACAGUUUAUACUGAGCAAGGCAAAUGUGCAUGAAGGGUCCAUAAAUUGUCUGGAGUGUAAUAAACACAAGAACCAUUUAAUAGCAACAGGAGGAAAUGAUGGGCAGCUAUUCAUCACAGACAUUGAAAAUAUUUACUCCCCAACUUCGUAUGAUCCUUAUUUGGACAAAAAUAAUUUACAAAAAAUUACGUGUCUGAAUUGGAACAAGAAAGUGUCACACAUUUUGGCUACCUCCUCAAACAAUGGCAACACGGUCAUCUGGGAUUUGAAAAUAAAAAAAGCCGCUGUCAGUUUUAGGGAUCCACACAGUAGAACAAAAACUUCAUCGCUCGCAUGGCUAGCUAAUCAACCAACCCAAAUUUUAGUUGCCUAUGACGAUGAGAAGAGCCCCUGCUUACAACUCUGGGAUUUGAGAAACGCAAAUUACCCCAUCAAGGAAAUUAUAGGACAUUCGAAAGGGAUCAACGACAUAAGCUUCAGCAGCAUUGACACUAAUUUGUUGAUUUCUUCCGGGAAGGACACAACGAAAUGCUGGUACCUAAGCAACAACAACUUUGACGUUUACAACGAGGUGAACAACUCUGCCAAUAAUAUUUACUCCAAGUGGUCUCCCUUCAUUCCAGACAUGUUUGCUUCCGCUACGAAUAUGGAUACCAUUCAAAUAAAUUCGAUUAACAAUGGGAUGAAGAUGACUAGCAAGUAUGUCCCCAAUUUUUACAGGAAGGACGCGGGGAUUACCUUCGGGUUCGGCGGGAAGAUCUGCUGCUUUGAUAACACCACGGGGGUGGAACCCACCAAGCAGGGACCAUCGGAUGGAACAGACAUUAGCGGUGUCAGCUCCGUUGGCAGUGUUGCCGCUGAAGGUAAGUUCCCCAUCAAGUGCCACAUUUAUUCCACCGAAUUGGAGCUCAUUUCCGAGGCAGACAAAUUCGAAAAGUACAUUGCCAGCGGGAACUACUUCGAGUUUUGCGAAAGUAAAAUAGCCAACACGGAGGACGAGUAUGAGAAGCUGACCUGGAGGAUUUUGCAACUCCUGUGCACGUCACAGAAGGAAGGAAUUGUUAAGCAUCUCGGUUAUGACAUGAACGAAAUUGUACAGAAAAUUGAAGACAGCACGGGAAAGAAACCAGGUUUUAUUUUUAACAAAUUGGCUGAAGAGGAGAAGGAAAAAAUGUUAGCCAAAAACUCUACCUCCAAUGUGCUCGCUCCAGAUAGCAUGAUGGAUCCCUCCGCGGCGGGAUUAAUGCCAGGGGCAGCAAACUAUACACAUAUGAAUGGUGGAUAUAUGGCUGGUGGAGCAGGAGGAAUGGACCCAAGCAUUUUGCCCACCGGAGCCGCUGGUGCAGGUGGUGCCUCCCCCAUGGUAAUAGACAACUUGCAAAACUUCAACUCAUCAUUCGAUGUCGACCCGGAGAAGUUUUUUAGAGAGCUCGGCGAGAGGAAAGAGAAUGAGGAAACCAACCAAGCGGAGAAGCAACAGAAGGAACAACCGCAGGAAUCCCAGCAGAAGGCAGAUAAAGUUGACAAAAAGGAUAAAGGGAAGAAAAAAGGAAUGGGAAGAAUUGCCAGUUUGAUUGGAGGAGUGGCAGACGAUGAUGAAGAAGAUGAAGAUGUAUUUGGCGGAAGCAAAGAUAAGAAUGAAACGAAUGACAAAACGAAUUGGAACUCCGGCAUAGAGGCCAUCAUUAAGGAAUGUGUCCUGGUGGGAAACAUCGAAACGGCAGUAGAGUUAUGUCUACACAAGAACCGAAUGGCAGAUGCCUUAUUCCUAUCCUCCUUUGGAGGUGAACAACUCUGGCAUAAAACAAAAACCUUAUACAUUAACAAACAGAACAGUACCUUUAUGAGAAGCUUAAAUUACAUUUUGGACGACCAGCUGGAGAUGCUAGUUCAACAGAUCGAUCUCUCCUCCUGGGGAGAAGCUCUCUCCAUUCUAUGCACAUACGCAUUAAAUAAGGCCAACUUUAAUAACCUCUGUGAAACACUAGCUAAGAGGUUGCAGAAUGAAAAGUUCGACAUAAGGGCAGCGUCCAUUUGCUACCUAUGUGCAUCUAACUUUGAUCAGACGGUAGAAAUCUGGAAUGACAUGCCAUCGACCCAAAACUCUCUACUCAAUGUACUCCAAGACAUGGUAGAAAAAAUGACCGUCUUAAAAAUGGCUACAAAACAUGAAAUGUUCAAUGCUAUUAUGAAUAGGAAAAUUAAUCAGUACGCAGAGCUGUUGGCCAAUUCGGGUCGAUUGAAAGCUGCCAUGACGUUCUUGUGUCUAACGCAGGAAGAUCAAACUGAGGAGAGCCUAAUCCUGAGGGACCGUAUUUUCAACAGUGGUGCACAUAUGCUGUGUCAUCAAGUCAAACCUCCCAUGUCUCCUUUCCAAGUGUUACAUGUAAAAUCGACAAUUGUGGGUGGUAUGCUUAACCAAAAUUAUCAGCAGUGUAAUCAGAACCCACAAUUUAAGUCCAAUGUCAUGGGUGGUAGUUUGAAUUCUACUCAGUCCAAGGUCUUUUCCCCCACUAAGAGUGCCACCUCCAUGAUUGUCCCCCCUCCGAUGCCAGGGCAAAUGCCCAUGCAGUCCUCACCUUCGCAUUCCACUCACAUGGGUUACUCUUCCAUGCCGUCCAACAAAUUUAAUACACAUGUUAUAGGUGCCCCUCCACCCCAACGCGCAUCCUUCACAAGCACAUCUUCUAAGAAUUUUCCUCUAGGGAACGUCAAUCCAGUGAAGCCUCCAUCCAUUAGCACUAUGUCUUCAUCAUACAUGAUGCCCCCCCCAGGACCACCACCACCCUCCAGUACAUGUCCAAUUGGUACCUCCCCCCCUUCCUACGCUUCCAUGUCGAACCUAUCAAAUUUUAGCGCACCACAGGGGAUCAAAUCAGAGCAGGAUAAUCAGAAGCAGACCACACCAACCGGAGGUCCAGUAGGAGGACCCAUGUUUUCCACGCAACCCUAUGCCAACCAGAGACGAAUUCAACCCGGUGGAAAUCCCCCCCCUGCUGCUCCCACACCUUCACAAGCGAACCAAAUAAACAACCGUAGUUUCCCCUCCAUGCAAAAUAUCGCACCUGUCCCACCCGCAAAUAGAAAUCUGUCCGUCUCCUCUAAUCCGUCUAAUCUGAAUAGUAUGUCCUUCCAGCAGGAUAACUCUGGCCAACCGUUUCUCAAGAGGGAGUGCACGGAUCAGCAGGCUCCUUACGGAGGGGCAGUGAGCCCUCCCGGCAUGCAGCCGAAUAGUUUUGGCACUUCUUUCCAGGACAGUACGAGCAAGGUCGGCCAGUCAAGUGGCCCCCCUUCAUCAGGUCUCAGCACGACAUCCCCAAUAGCGGGCGCUUUGACUGUCACCCCCGGAAUGCCGGUCCCAUGGCCAAUCCCCACGACGACCCAACAGCUCGGAUCCACGACCACCUCCACGGCGAACGAAAACAAGAAGAUACAGACCGCCACGAAGGAACAGAAGGGCGUGUUCAUGGGAAGAAGCAACAUAGACAAUGUUAAGAAGACAAUAAGUAGUUUCCUCAAUGGGUACAUGUCACAGGAGCCGAUAAAGAAAAAGGCAGAAGACAUCUCAAUCAAGGUGCACGAACUGUUCGAUAAACUCGACACUGGGUCGUUUAAUGAGCAAAUAAAUGACAGCAUCAUAAAUAUGGUUAACGCACUUAAUGCGAAUGACUUCAGGGCAGCCAACAAGAUUAUAGUUGACCUGAGUAGGAACUUGUGGGAUGGAAGCAACAAGUCAUGGAUUAUGGGCCUCAAGUGCAUUAUACCAAAGUGCUGA
Molecule: messenger RNA, 4179 nt
Organism: Plasmodium coatneyi
Lineage: Eukaryota; Apicomplexa; Aconoidasida; Haemosporida; Plasmodiidae
Exons: 4
Coding region: 1-4179 (1392 amino acids)
Biological process (GO): endoplasmic reticulum to Golgi vesicle-mediated transport; endoplasmic reticulum organization; intracellular protein transport
Cellular component (GO): COPII vesicle coat; endoplasmic reticulum exit site
Molecular function (GO): structural molecule activity; protein binding
Source: RefSeq, a predicted model, not a curated record